Messenger RNA from Drosophila navojoa, 1459 nucleotides. Its product is annotated as alanyl-tRNA editing protein Aarsd1-B. Gene Ontology annotation, molecular function: nucleic acid binding; ATP binding; Ser-tRNA(Ala) deacylase activity. The record is from RefSeq and is a predicted model, not a curated record. NCBI's taxonomy places the organism in Eukaryota, Metazoa, Arthropoda, Insecta, Diptera, Drosophilidae. Gene Ontology annotation, biological process: alanyl-tRNA aminoacylation; regulation of translational fidelity.
ACGUUGCGAUAUUUAGCGACAUUUGUUUUUGUUGUUGGUGCCGCUUACAGGCGCUGUAAAUGGGAUCAGUUGCCAAAAGAUUUCAUAAUUAGCCCAAGCAAACUGCUGCGGACAACAUGGUCUUCAAAUGCCAAGAAGAUAGCUUCUUAAAACAGUUCCGAACGACCGUCGUCUCCUGCGACUAUGCCACUUUAGAGUGGCCCGGAGAGGACAACAGCACAGAGCCGCGAAAACUGCGCGGCUUCAACGUGAUCUGCGAGAAUACCAUUCUGUUUCCAGAGGGCGGAGGCCAGCCCUGCGACUACGGCACCAUCAAUGGACAUCCGGUGCGUAGUGUCCAGCGAAAGGGAAACACAGCUGUUCACUUCGUGGAGUCGCCGAACAGCUUUGAGGAGGGUGCCGAGGUUCAGCAACAUUUGGAUUGGGGCCGACGCCUGGACCACAUGCAACAACAUUCCGGUCAACAUCUUAUUACCGCCCUGUUUGAUCGAGAGUUCAAGUAUGACACCACGUCUUGGUCGCUCGAUAGCAGUGUCUCUCACAUUCAGCUUAGCACUCCCCAUCUGAUUAGCCGCGAGUCCCUCGAUUUGAUUGAGCGACAAGCCAAUGAUCUGAUUCGCGACGGUCGCCCUGUCAGCGUGUUGCUCGUCGAUCCAGAAGUGGCGCAAGAAUUUCAGGACGCACGCGCACCUCGUGGACUGCCCAAGGAUCACGAGGGACUUGCACGUGUUGUGCGCAUCGAGGGCAUAGAAUCUAACAUGUGCUGCGGCACACACGUUACCAAUCUGUCGCAGCUGCAGUGCAUCAAACUGCUCUACGCCGAAAAGGUCAAGGCCAAUGUUUUGGUUUACUUCGUUGUGGGCGAGCGAGCAUUGAGGAAGCUUGGAGAGGUCUUCGCACGUGAGCAACAGCUCACAGUGGCGCUCAAGGGCGGUCCGCAACAGCAUCUAGAGCUUGUUCAAAAGCUACAUCAAAAUAUAAAAUCCACACGAAAAGCGUUUCAGCAGCUGCUCAAAGAUUUCGCCAAUGCAGAAGCUGAGCGCCUGGAGAAUCUGCCCAAAGCUGCCCGACCCAAAUACUUUGCGUUGCAUCGACGUGAUGGCAUCGAAGUAGACUUUAUCAACACAUUUUUGCGGAAUGCCCCCGAGGAAAUAUUCUACUUCCUCACCGUCUCUGAAUGCGUGGCCAGUGGCAGCGCAGCCAAAGGGCAUAUGGUACUGCGCGGGCAGCCAUCGCUGGUGGAGCAGUUCGGGCCCCAAUUUAUGGACCUGCUUGAAGGAAAGGGCAAUGGCAAGGAGAACAACUACCAGGGCAAGAUCACAAAUCUAGCCAAGCUACAGGAUUGCAACGCUUUGCUGGAGGCUCACUUUAAGCCAAAGAAAACGAACCCAGAUCUGGCGGCCGCUUCAUGAAAUGGCAUACGUUUUAAAAUUACAAAUUAUAAUUUGUACUAUUUUGC